UCAACUGACUCCUCUUUCAUUACCCAGCUUUGACAGCGUUUGAGGUGGCUCGAAGCGUCAAACCACUUCACAAACAGUACCCGCCUACGACCCGCGCCAACCAUGGACUACGAUUACUACGAGGACAUGGCCAGGCGACGCAAGGCUUUUCGUGCGAAAUGGCCGGAGCAGAGCCCCAGCCCGCCGCCGCCUGAGGUUCCUCAGGCAGCCCAGCCCAUACAUCAAAACAUGGCACAUUCCUUUGAGAAUUACAUUGACCUGAGCUCACCUGAGUCGAUUCCUCAAUCUCCGCCUCCACAAAAUCCACUGAAGCGCCCCCGAACAGUCCAAGCCAUUAGCAACGCUUCACCAUCUACGUCCACAGAUGGGGGCCGGCAGCCACCGGAUUGGUAUAGCAAGCUCAGACUGGACAGUCAAGCGGUGAAGGCAGCGCGAAAUAAUACCAGAAAAUACGGUCCCACGAUGACUAAGCUCCAGGGCAUCAAGGCUGCUUGCAAGGCUUGUGAAGAAGCAUCGCCAAAAACGUUAAUGGCGGAGAUGACUAAGCGUUUCGAUACCCUACGAAACUUGAUUCACGACGUGGAGUUCCUCACAGUCGAUCAAUAUCUGAUCAGGUCCUUCCGAAUGCUCGAGAACAGGACCGGAUUGCCUCGCAUUUUCGACCCAAAGUUCACAGAAGGGGUUGAUUAUCCUUGGGAUCUCAAGGCAGAUGCUGAACAGCUCUACACCAGAUGGUGCAGAGAAAUCUUUUCCAUUGAUAUCCUCCGCGGGAUAAAGCGGGCCUUCGACGGGCAGCGCAAUUCCGAUAAGAUCGAUCCUGAUUACAAGCAACGAUUGUAUGCAAACUACUAUGGACAAGGCAAUCUUAUCAACGGCCAAUGGUGGCCCACCCAGCUCUGCACCCUCCGAGAUGGUGCUCAUGGGAGUGCGCAGGGUGGGAUCUUCGGCGAGAAGGAUAGAGGCACCUAUUCCAUUGUGCUCUCUGGUGGCCAUAAGUACGGCGAUGAAGACCACGGCGAGGAAAUUUGGUACACCGGGACCGAUAGCAAGGAUGAAACACCGACUGAAAAUACCAAGCGGCUGAUCGAGUCCUGCGAGAUGCCGGAAAAUGAGAAAGAGCCCGUCCGCGUCAUCCGCUCCUGGAAUCUGGGUAAAGAGAAUAAGUACCGUCCUGAGGGUGGUUUCCGGUACGACGGGCUGUACGACGUUAUUGAAUCCCAGUCGAUUGGUAAAGAAAAGGGGAUGUACAAGUUCUUCCUCGUCCGAAGAGGCGGCCAAGACCCGAUUCGCUACGAAGGUGUCGAGAUGAGACCGACACAGCAGGAGUUGAAAGAAUACAAAAAGCUGCAACAGGAGAAUAAAUUAUGAUGAAUCAUUCGGUCUAAACUCUCACUAUCCGGGCUUCUCCUGGCAGCUUUUGGCGGGAUUUCGUGGCGUUUGGGUAGGUUGAAAUGGCAAUUGGUAUGGAAGGCUCGCCAGGUCUCGGGUCU
Molecule: messenger RNA, 1490 nt
Organism: Mytilinidion resinicola
Lineage: Eukaryota; Fungi; Ascomycota; Dothideomycetes; Mytilinidiales; Mytilinidiaceae
Exons: 1
Coding region: 103-1368 (421 amino acids)
Biological process (GO): negative regulation of gene expression via chromosomal CpG island methylation; protein ubiquitination
Molecular function (GO): ubiquitin protein ligase activity
Source: RefSeq, a predicted model, not a curated record